CUUCAGCAGGGUUACUUUAAAUAAAAUAGAAAAUCAUGGUUACUAUAGUUAAACCUUGUUAACCACAAAUUAACCAUGGUCUUUUUACAUGUACCAUAGUAUUUGAUGUACAAUUGUGGUUAUAAAAAUGGUAAUCAAUGCACUAAAAACACAUUUCCAUAAUGCACGUGCUAUCAGGGACUUUAUAUUAUUCAUAAUCUAUCACUGGUAUUUGCAUGUUUUUUAACAACAAAUUGAGCCUUUUUAUUUAUUGUGGUAAACUAUAUUGUUAGUACCAUGAUUACUGGACAUGUACCAAAGUGAUUUAAUAAAACUCUGUGGAAUUACAUGUACAGUAUGUGAAUAUGCUAUUAGGUACUAUUAAAUAUACUAUGGUAUUACAUAAGAUGCUAUUAUUGUAGUAUGGUUUUAAGCUGGUUGGCAGUUUCAUGAAGGUUAAUUAAAAACAAACAGAUUUUUAACGGCGUAUUCUCAUCUCCAAGAAAUGGCUAAAGACACAUUUGCUCUGGAUAACUGUGUGUAGCAGGUUUGGAAAGGGUUAGUGGGUGCCUGUGGGGUUAAGCUGGACCCAUUGGUCAGUCAGACGGGGCUUAAGGAGUUUAACAUAUUAUGUAGUUCACCAUAUGGACUGUCUUACCAGUCUGCAGGUGUCCAGGAGAUCAUGACGGAGGAGCACACGACAGGUGGUGCAUGCCUGUCCCAAUCAGACCGCAGGAUGACUGCUGGAGCAGAGGGCGGGGCUGAUGUCACAAAGGAGGCGUGGCCGGCACAGCCACGCCCUUUAUCACAUGACCGGGUCACACUAGUAGUGGACGGGACUCAUUUUGUGGUGGAUCCUGCGGUAUUCACAGCUUACCCGGACACAGUGCUUGGGAGGAUGUUCGGUCGAGCACGUCAGCACAGUUUCACGCGACCAAACACUAAAGGUGAAUAUGAGAUCGCAGAAGGCAUCGGUGCCAGUAUCUUCAGAGUAAUACUGGAUUAUUACCGUGUCGGCGUGCUGCACUGUCCGGAGGGCUUGUCUUUGGCAGAACUGCGCGAAGCAUGUGACUAUCUGUGUAUAAACUUCGACUACAGCACCGUCAGAUGCAGAGACCUCAGUGCUCUCCUGCACGAGCUGUCCAAUGACGGCGCUCGGAGGCAGUUCGAGGCGUUCCUGGAGGAGCUGCUGGUCCCGGCGAUGGUUGCGAGCGCUCAGGAAGGAGAACGAGAGUGCCACAUUGUGGUCCUGACGGACGACGAUAAUGUAGACUGGGAUCACGACAACCCUCCGCCGAUGGGAGAGGAAAACUCACAAAUCCUCUACAGCACCAAACUGUACCGUUUCUUCAAGUUCAUCGAGAACAGAGACGUCGCCAAAGCUCUGCUGAAGGAGCGAGGCCUGAAAAACAUUCGCAUCGGGAUCGAGGGAUACCCCACCUGUAAGGAGAAGGUGAAGCGGCGUCCAGGUGGGAAGUCCGAGGUCAUCUACAGCUACGUCCAGCGUCCCUUCAUCCAGCUGUCCUGGGAGAAAGAGGAAGGGAAGAGCAGACACGUGGACUUCCAGUGCGUCCGCAGCAGGAGCGUCCCUAAUCUCAUCACUGCCAUGGGGGAGGGGCCUGUGCGGGCCGGAGCCACGCCCACUCCACAGGUCGACGAGCUAGAUCGGCUGAAUGGCCCCGCCCCUCCCGGCCUCGACCAAUGACUGACGGAACUAGAAACACUGACUAGACUAAUACAGCUCAUUCAUACAUUCAUGAGGUCGUAAUUAAUAUUCAGAAUCUCAUUUCAUAUUCAUGAGUAGAUAGACAUUCCAUUGAUUUGUUUGAAUUUUGACUCAUUUCAUCCACGUCACUGGUUCAGUGAACUUAAAAGUACUUGAGAUCUUUUCACCGUUGUGUCCUUGAGCAAGCUCUUGCCAUCACUGCACUGCAUUUGGCUUUGGAUGAAACUAUAUUUGCUUAAUCAAUAACCAGUUAAUCAAAGAACAGUCACUUUUUCAGGGCUUUUUAGAUUAUUAAAGAUCAGAUGCAUUGUUGCAUUGUUUUAGAAAUCAUUUUAGUCCGACGGCACCAUCUAGUGUGAAGGUGAUGGAUAGAAAAUAGUGUAAAUAUAAUUUAUUAAACACUUUUUAAGUGUUUCCUUCGUUUUAUAUCAUUUUUAUGUGGUUUUCAAUAAAAUCAUCUGCAGAAAA
Molecule: messenger RNA, 2173 nt
Organism: Carassius gibelio (silver crucian carp)
Lineage: Eukaryota; Metazoa; Chordata; Actinopteri; Cypriniformes; Cyprinidae
Gene: kctd20
Product: potassium channel tetramerization domain containing 20
Exons: 7
Coding region: 662-1684 (340 amino acids)
Biological process (GO): positive regulation of phosphorylation
Cellular component (GO): cytoplasm
Molecular function (GO): protein binding
Source: RefSeq, a predicted model, not a curated record